Molecule: messenger RNA, 5783 nt
Organism: Microplitis demolitor
Lineage: Eukaryota; Metazoa; Arthropoda; Insecta; Hymenoptera; Braconidae
Exons: 3
Coding region: 3394-4212 (272 amino acids)
Biological process (GO): intrinsic apoptotic signaling pathway in response to DNA damage; extrinsic apoptotic signaling pathway in absence of ligand; regulation of apoptotic process
Cellular component (GO): mitochondrial outer membrane
Molecular function (GO): protein heterodimerization activity; protein homodimerization activity
Source: RefSeq, a predicted model, not a curated record
CUGUGAAAAUGAAAAAUUUUCGAAAAACGUCAAGUUAUCAAUAAAAAACAAAAAUAAAGAUCUAAAGAGUAAUUGAAUUUUCCAAUUUUCAUUACAUUUUAAACGUUAUAUCAAAAGAUUCGAACCGUGAGCAUGAAGAAAAAACGUUGGAAAAUAAUACAAUCUAAUCUAUACGAUGGCGCCAGUCAUACGGUUUCUACAUUAACAUAGCUAUUAAUAAAUAAUAGGUAUGCUAAUAUAUUUUCUAAAUAAUAUUAUCUAAAAAUAAAUUAUUCAAAUAAUUAGUCUAGACAUGAUAAAUAAAUAUAAUGUUAAAAAAAAAAAUAAGUAUUAAAAGUGGAAUAAAUUAAUCCUUAAAUCUUCUUUUAAAUUUCCUUAAUAUCAGUAAUAUACAUCCGGUCGCGGCAACACUACGACUUUCCUUAUACUUCAUUCAUCGAAGCACUCAGUGGCCUUUGAAGGUUGUUCAGUGAAAAACGAAUGGCAAGACUUGAGAGCUGUACCCAUGGCUACGUAAUGUAACAACACCAGCUAAGACUCGAGACCGGAGACCAAGACAUUUCAACCAACCUUAUCUUAUAAUACAUAUAUAUAUAUGUAUGCAUGUAUGUGGUAUAUUGUAAUAUGUAUAAAUGUACAUGUAAGAUUGGAUUCCAGCCGUUGCAAAUUCCUUUCUAAGAAAUUUAACGCUCAAUACCUCAACGCAAUCUUCGUUGCAAUUCCAACUUAGUACUUGGGUUUAAGUAUAUAUCCUAAUAGAGAAUGUAAUCGUUUUGUAUAUGGAAGAAAAAUCCUUUUUUUUUUUAAGUACAAGGUAAAUGUUAUCUACGGAAUUGAUAUUGCGUUUUUUUUUAUUCAGAGAUGAGAGAUUAAUUUUUUUUACACAUCUAACUUGCAUAUGGCAAUAGUACAUAUAUUUUGAUUGUGCAUUAAGUAUAAAGAAUAUUGUAUGAGGUAUGUACGGAUGUACAAGAUGUAUAUGGGAUAUAUUAUCGGGGAUAAAAGAGUAUCAAGUAGAAUGAGAUGCUAUCCUGAGAACUUGGAUGUCAGUGACCGCUACGAUCAUUUAUGUAGUGUAGUGUAUUUCGUACUAUACAUAUGUAUGUAUGCAUGCAUAUACGUAUACAUACAUACAUACAUUGUACAUCGGUAUUCUGUGCGACUUUCACUUCGCACGUCCUACGUCUUCCCCGCGGAAUCUCGAACUGUAUGAUUCAUCCGAAUGUGAUUCACUGUAUUGGAAAUCCCCUGAAAAACUUUUUUCAUCAUUAGAUAAUGUUAACAAGUUUUUACAAUUAAAAGUAUAUACUUUGCCCUUAUAUAUUUGCUUAUACUUUAUCUUUACAAUGAACUCCAUCAUUUUUAUUAUUAAACUUAAUAAUUGAGAAUUGGUCAAACAAUUAACAAUUUGCUGAACCAGUUCAGAUUAAAUUGGCUUAGUUGAUAUAAAAGUUGUUUAAAGUAUAUACUUUAAUUAAAUAUUUAUCACUUAUCAUGGGUCAAUAAAUUAUUACUAAAUUAAUCCAAUCUAUUUAAAAAAAGUGCAGUCAUGUGAAUCAACAAAUAAAUGCAUCUCUAAACAGUCAAAUUCUAUAAAAAUAAAUAACAAUAAAAAUGAACGUAAUACUUAAUUACAUGAAUUAGUGAUAAAAAUAAAUAAUAAAAAUAAAAGCAGGAAAUAGGUGAGUAUACAUAUACAAGAUUGCAUAAAUAUCCCGGAGAUAAAUAUACCAUUUUCUACUUAUAGCCCAAGAGUUUUUUAAACUUGUCUCGGUUGAUUGUCGAGUAUCCGGCUGUAGAACAAUCAUGAAUGUACUACUCUACACGCAGCCCGUGCGGUGGUAGUGGCGGCGAGACUGGCCAGCCAAGAGAAUGCAUGAAAGUGCAGUGACGGGGCAAAGAGGCGAACAAAUAACUCGGCUCCUUGAAUGAAACUCUCCUUCAGGCUCCAGGCUACAUGUAGAUGUGACUUUUUGCUUUGCUUAUUCCAUCCAUUUGUUAAAAAAUACAUUUCAUAUAUACAUACAUAUACAUACACAAUUUAAAACUAACAGUACAGGUUAUUGUACGUACUACUUGCAACACAUACAACUACGUACUCCAUACACUCACAAUCAAAGAAAACACCGUGUGAGGCGCCUCCAACCUCGUAAUAUCAAAUAAUAGUACAAAAGCACAUAAAAUCACUGUGUGUGGUAUCAAGUAUUUAUAUAUGUAGUGAUAUUUUAUGUAUGUAUAUACAUAUAUAACAACAUUGAAAAUUACCCUUUAGUAUAACCUAUAACUUUGAAGAUCCAUACAUACAUACAUACAUAUGGAUUUAAAUUGUCCUGUAGCGCAACGAAUAACACAUUUGAAUAAAUUCACACCCGUUUCAUACAUCCAUACAUACAUAUAUUUAAAUUGUCCUGUGGCGCAACGAAUAACACACAUUUAAAUACAUACGUACAUUUAUUAAAUUGUCCUGUAGCGCAAUAGAUAACGCAUUUCUGUGUACAUGUACAUAAAUAUAUAAGAAAAUGUAAGUAAAGGUAUAAACAGUAUAAGUAAGAAUACAUUACCAGCAAGUCCGACAUAUAUACACAGUUUAAGAAGAAGUAGGGAUGAAACCUGAAUGAUCCAUAGAACCUGAUGUAGUUGUGUAGUCUACGUCAGUGCGGCAGAGGGAGUAUGAGCCUACAGCAGCAGCAGCAGCGGUGGCGGCGGCAUCAACAGCAGCAGCAAUAGCAACAGUCAGAGCCAGCUUGUUGGUAAGAGAGACUUGUAGACGGUGGGAAACGGUGACUUGGUGGGGGUUACUGCUUCGGAAAUGGCCGCGGGAAAGUAGAGAGCGGUGAGCGAAAAAAAAAAUAGUUUUUUUUUAUUAUUUUUUCCUCCACAUUAUUCACUGUGUGAGCAUAAUCUCCUCGUGAGCAGGCGGUUUUUCGCCGGGAUGCUGCGGUACUGGCGGCUGCUCUGAGCUCUCAGGAAAGGAAUACUGAAGAAGUGAACAAGUACUUGCAAUAUUUGUGUAUGUGUAUAUAUAUAUAUAUAUAUAUAUAUAUAUAUAUAUGUAUAUGUGUGUAUACACUGGACACGAGAAAGAGAAGAUAAGUCAGACGUAGAGCACAAGUUGCGAUAUCUGAAGCUCCAGGGUGAAGGGUUUUCUGUGUUGUGUGUGAUCGUGUCGUAUUAAAUUUUCCCACAGUCAGCCAACGGUUUGACGGUUCGCUUACGACUUCCUGGACGUAUCGUGGGCAACUUUUUAUUUAUUUAUUUUUUUAAUUACCUGACAAGAUCUAGUUCUGGUUAGACGACAGUUACUAAGGUGUCUACUUGUACUGUUCUGUUUAGUUUAGUUUUACAAUUAUAAUUUAAAUAAUUACUGUAUUUUGGAGUAAGUUGUAUCAAGAGAUGGCCGGUGACAGUACGACGAACAAUGAAAUUGGAGAGGGGGACGAGCAGGGUGCGUCAGCAAGGGGGGAACGGCAUUCCAGAGUGGGCGGCAUUCUGGAAUGUGAUCCCCCCGGUAACAGGAAUUCACUGAGUAUGAGCGACCAAGCCAACGAGAACACCGACGACGACGGUGUUUGUCGCUAUGGUGCUAGUCCAGCUAAUUCAGAGAUGUCUUUCAUCGAAAUUUGCCAGAUCCGACUACAAAAUUUCUUUCCCCAUUUCGCACCACCUUCAUCACGAUAUGGGAUUUGUGAUGACUCUGUUGAAUUGACGGCAGAAGUAUUGGCAAAUGACGUGAUAAGAUAUUUACUUAAAGAAGACAUGUACCUAAUAUCACAAGAUUCAAUAUCACGUAGUAUGCGUCAUAAUGUCUAUCAAAUGUUAAAUAAACACAGUAUCCUAUUUACAAGUAUGGUGAAUCGGCUUAAUGUCGUACCUGACACAGCAUACGAGGCUUUCACGGGAGUUGCUGAUGAACUAUUUCUUCAUGGUGAAAUAACAUGGGCCAAAAUAGUCUGUUUGUAUGCAUUUAUGGGAAGACUGGCACUGUGGGCCAGAGAUGGUAGGAUGCAUGCUUUGAAACAAAAACUACCACUUUAUGUGUCGAGGUAUAUCGGUGAAGCGAUUGCACAUUUCAUAAAAGGCUAUGGAGGAUGGGAACAAUUGUGUAUAGAGUAUCCAGUUGCUGAAGAAGUUAGUGGUGCAGUGUGGAGAAGUCUUCUUAUGACUGGAGCAACACUUAGUCUGGUCGCUACUAUUUUAACUGUCACGGCUUGAAGAUAGUCCGAUGAUUAUAGAUCUUUAUUGUAUUCUAGAGGUUUGUAGAGUGUGAAAUUAUUAUUUUCAUUUCUUUUUUUUAAUAGUUUUCUUUGGUAUUCAUAACUUAAAGGUAUAAAAUUACCGAUUUUCAUUUUAGAGUUUUAUAUAUCAAUUUGAAUUUUAAAUUUAUGGCGGGUUAUUUAAUUUAAAGAGAAAAUUGAUUGAUUUUAAAAAAUAAGGACAAGAAGACUGAGGGUGAUUUUAGUUUUUUUUAAAGCUUAUUUUGUAAGAAAUAUUUUUAUAUAGUCGACUACCCGUCAUAAGCCUGGUCUAGGGGACGGGGAAAUUUUUAUUGAAAUUUCAGUCUCCCCACUACCGGGUGUUUAGUUUUGUUCUCAACUACUCGUUAUAAGCCUGUUUUAUUUAAUAUCAUUUUAAAUGUCAUAUUUACGUUUUGUUACAUACGUCAGUAUCCCGAUUUUUCUAGUGCUUAUGGCGCUAAAAUAAAUACUUAUCUUUUUACACUAAUAAUAAUUUUAAUGGAAAAAAUUAUAAUGACAACAGUAUUAAUUACAGUAAUAAUAAUAAUAAUAAUUGUUAUUGAUCAGCAUAAUGCUCAAUAAAACUUUUAAAUUGUAACAGAAGCUUUAAUUGUAAUUAAUCAUUACAAUUAUCAACAAUAAAUUAUAUUUUACUUAAUAUUUAUUAAAUUAUUAUCCGCGAAAGAUCAAUAGUAAAUUUUCAUCAUUAAUUUUGAUAUUUUGUUCCUAUUGUUAGUUUAUAAUUUAGAGAAUUUUAACGGAGGCUUAUAGCGGGAUGUCUGGUACGAAACUCAAAAAAGUGGUUAAGUGGGAAGCUGUUUGAAUUCAGUAUCUGCCGAUUGAGGAGAAUAUGCUUAUAACGGGUUGUCGACUGUAGUUGAUUUUGGUAGCUUAUUUAUUAAUAGAUUGAUAAAGAAUUUUAAAUGGAAGUUUUAAAAUUUAAAAUUAGAGUGAGCAGCUUUUUAUUUUUAAAUGUCAAUCAUUUGAUGUCUUUGUUAGAUUUUUAUAAUCAAACUUUAUUUUUAAAUUUUCUUUGUCUACUUGUUUUUUGGUUGCUACGCAAACAUCGGAAAAAGAUUUUUUUUUACAAAUGAAAGUUUAAAUUUAAAAACUCACAAACCUCUGAAUGUUGAUAACUAAACAAAAUAAUUCAGUAGUUAUUUUUCAAACUAAAAAUAAUAAAUUGUCAAAUUCAUAGAUUAUCACUAUGUAAUAUAAUCAUUGGGCUUUACCGUUUUAUAAAAUUAACGUAAGGUUAAAAUAAUCUAUUUAAUAAUUAAACUAAUCAAAAAUAAAAAAAAAAAAAGUAAAGAUGACAAAUUAAUGGCGUACUUAUAUUCUGUGAUGAUAUUCUAAAAACACAAAACGAAUACAAAUAGCGUAAAAAUAAACAGUUAUAUACGUAAUUUUUUAUACAAACGAAAAACUAAAUAAAUAUAGAAUAUAAUGAAAAUCACAUUUGUAACUUUAACUUUUGUCAUGACGACAAACGAAAAAUUCAAGUGCAUAAUUUAUAAUGAAAAAAAAAAAAAAAAAAUAUUUAAAGUA